GUGUAAACAACUUUGGUGUUAAACGCGGAGGAAAACAACAGCCCAACAACUCUAAAACAAACUCGCCAGGAGGAAAUGUAUCGCUCGGCAAUUUGAUGUACAUUCCAAGCGUCUCACUUCACGCGCAGUGACAAAUCGCUGCUUGAUUGGUCGGCUGCGCGUCACGUGGAAACGUCAAACAACGGGUAGGCGUGGCUUAUCCCAGCCAUUUUUCUACGAGACGAAGCCCGCGACCGAGAGCGCAUUAUUUACUGCCCUAGACAAGCGAAAAUUAAUGACCAGCUGCAAGCAUGGCCUGUCUCCCCUCAACACAGGACGAAGAUUCGGACUUGUCUUCGUCCCAUAUCGACGGCGGAGAGACAGCGGCAUACGGCUAUGUGUCGGAUCCAUUCUCGCAGCCGCAUCACCUUCAGCAUCAUCUUCCAGGAUACCCAAGGCACCAUCAGGACCCCAAAGUCUGUGACUAUGAGAGAAGCGUCGGCGAUUCCGCGUACGGCGGCGGACAUGGGAAUUACUGGUAUGGCUCUGGCGCUCACAAGUUGCCUUCGUAUCACAACAGCUCGCCCGCUUACGGUGACCCGUCUAGGAUGCCUGCAGUCUACCACUGCGCAGCAAGAAAUUUCGCAGACGAGGCACAACGCACGGAGGACUUCAGCCGCGUGUCGAACGGCAGCGUCUCCCCAGAGUUGUCAUCGCACGGUGAUGAGCUGCCCAAGAGGUCGGAAGAUUCUCAUUCGUCAUCCUCCUCCCGCGCCGUGUUGUUGAACGGCAGCUGCGAAGGCAGCAGAGCCAACAGUGACAGCAUCGACGUCAGCGAUGACGAUAGCGAAGAAAAUGCCAAAGAUCUCAGCGAUGUAAGCGGAGACAGCAGCGUCAAGAGCCGAGCGCUGUACCCCCAUGAUGCAAAGGCCCACUACUCUUCUCACCACCAAGGUAUGGAGAGUUAUUCUCCCAUGAAUGACGUUACGGAUAUAUCUUACAGCUCCUCAGUGGUGGACCUAUCUCGGAGCUACGUAAGUACAAACACUUUUAACGGCGCUCAAAAACCGGGGAUCGCCCUCCACAAAAGUGCCGCCAACAUUUCGUCCGGCAUGGCUAGAAACGAUUCUCCUCUGCAGUGUCAGCUGUACGCACAGAACGGGUUGUCCAUCAGAGACGCACAGAUGCUCGGUGGUCAGCAGAUAAGCACCCCCCGAGUCCUUCAUGACUUUGAGGAGCAGGAGGGCCUAAUGCCCGAAGAGUUGAACCCCGGUGGCCACUACGACGGAGACAUGCGCUACCUGCACCAUGCAGCGGCGCUUCCACAACAGCAGCAUUCCCAGCACCAGCACCACCACCUCAGCGUCCCUGGCUUCGUGGGCAGCCACUUUGAGAACAAGGACUCCAUGGGAGCGCUCGCCCACAUGUCCCCGCUUCAGUAUGACGGGAGCGUCGACGCCACUUAUCAGGCGCUGACCUCUGACCCAACGUACAGACAGGCCAACGCAAUGGAUAUUCAGCAGACGCUGGAUCAGGGCCGGGCAUACAUGAAGACGCUUUCGAAGGAGGGCGACUUCAAGAGUGGAUUAGCUCAAAUAGGUCAUCGGUUUAAUGGAAUGGAUGUUGAAAAAGCACAAGUGGAUGAAGGAAGACCUUUGAUUUAUCCAUGGAUGAAAAAAUCACAAACUGGUAAAAGUACUGCAUGCGUGACAGACUCGAAGAGAAACCGUACAGCGUACACCAGACAGCAGAUCCUGGAGCUGGAAAAAGAGUUCCACUUCAACAGGUAUCUGACAAGACGGAGACGUAUAGAGAUCGCACAUUCCUUGACCUUAUCAGAACGUCAGAUUAAAAUUUGGUUCCAGAACCGGCGGAUGAAGUGGAAGAAGGAACAUAAGCAGCCCAACACGAAGUCACGUCUGCUGGAAGGAUACAAUGAUUGGAUCACGCCAACUGAUACAUGACAUGCCAACUCUGAUUAGACUCGUUCGUUAUUAUCAUUGUCAAAGAACAUCCUGCCAACAUACCUGAUUUUUAUUUGCCCGAUUCAUUUAUGUGGCGGUAUCUCAAAUUGCGUAUUCUGAUGCCGACUCUGCACUUUACUAUGAAUGUUUGAUAUAUAAAUACUCUGCAGAUCAUAAUGUUAUUGUGUUCUUUAGUUACCUGACAAUUUGGUUAGAGAUUAAUGAUGAGAGGACCAUAACAAAGCACGCAUUGAAAUAGGAACCUAUGAAGCUACUACAAGGAGUAUUAUAUAAGUUUCAAUUAGUUUCCGUGACAGUCGGGUGCAAAAAGGUCACGGUACAAGCCUAUGUCAGACGUGAUCUUCCUGUCAAAUGUCCUUGUAUUUGUUCGUAUUUGUUUAUGUUAAUGGUAUAAAUAUUAGUUUUAUCACCAAAUAUUUAGAUUGAUAUUAAGUUUGUGAUGUUUUAUUGCCUUUUUGUGACUUUAAGCAAUUCCUAGGCAGGGUGGACACCACGGUCAAUCGGUGGACAGAGCACUAUAGUUGUAUCUGAAACGUCUCUUGCUGAAAUUCCACAGGAAACAGUGAAAUAUGUACGAAGUGUGGCUGACAAGUUACAACCACCUAAUAAGGGGGCUCGAGUUCAAAUUCCAACUCGAGCAGAGCUUUGUUUGCCAGGCACCUAAAUACAGCAAGGAAACAUUUUCUUAGAUACCCCCUCCCACCCCGCCCCCCACAGGUCCACAAAAGUAAUAGAAUCAUCGCCCUCUGAGCGUGCUAUAAGAUUGAUAGAUGGGCUAUAGAAAUGGAAUUUAACCAAAAAAAAAAGGAAUUUGACUAAUAUUUAAGUCUUGUUGAGGUUGAAACGGCAAUAGGAAAUCUCAAAAGGCUCUAAGCGCCUGGCUCAGACAGUAUUCUAGCAGACCAUUUCAAAAUUCGAUGUGAUGCUCUCACAAAACGGUUAUCAGACCUUUUCACCUUAUGCUGGGGCAAAAUUACUAUCCCGACAAACUUCACGAUGCCACCAUCAUAUCUCUGUACAAAAAGUCAACCAAUCAGACUGCUCCAAUCACCGUGGCAUUACCAUACCGUUAGUAGCGGAAAUGUUCUUGUCAGAAUACUCUUCAUCAUGUUUUAUGAAUUAAUAUACAUUCAAAUAUAUAAAAAAAAAAGCUAUUUUUCAUGCCUUUCAUUUAGUUGAUUUGAAUCUGUGUUCAGAAGUUCAGUUUUAGUCUGUAAUGUCAUAAAUAUUUAUUCCUUUAUACAAAAUCCAUGUUUUUUUUAUAUUUUUGAUGACGGUGGAGAUAGAAAGAAAUGGUGAGUUGUAAUAAAAUAGUUUAAUAAUCUAAAUCCGUAUGUUAUAGUUUUUGUUUAUCUAUUUAUAGACCGUAAUGUGAGUGUGUGUGGAUUGCUUUCUGGGUUUGUAGUACCGAGUCACAGACCUACAUAUAGUAUACCUAACAGUAUACAGAAAUGUGAAAAACUUAUAGAAGCUGAAACAAAGUGUUCUUUUGUAACGUAGUUAUAAGAAGUAAAGUUGUUGUUUUUUUUUUCAACCCUAACCUAACAAAUAAUUUAUUGUUUCGAGUAAAUGAAUAUGGAAAAUAAGAGUAGGUACUCCCGUCUCAUAAUUAUUAUUUUGCAAUCUUUAAAUACAUACUCUACAUCUAGAAAGAUUUAGGUAUUCUAUCUAUUUAAAUAUACAAUUGAAAAUCAUAAGAUGAUUAAAAUCAACAGACUUACAUUAUUUCGAUCUGGGGUUUUCGAAACAUUAUUUCAAUGAAAACUAACAGGAAAAGGCUUUUUAACAUAGAUUUGCGUAAAUAUAUAGUUCUGUGAUUAAUAUUAAUGAUAGCUCAUUCUACUUAAAAUUCGCAAAAUAGGAUAGCAUUAUUUCUAACCUUUGAAAACUAAAGAUAAUUACUUUUCUAAGAAAAUUUCUAUUUGCCUAAAUUCAGGGCGACUUCCCUUACAGCUUGAAAAAGAGUUACGUACAUAAAAAUCUAUAUAUAUAGAUCUGAUGCCUGAUCAUUAUAUGAUAAAAAUAUAUUUCCGUUUUCCGUGUAUAUAUAGGUCAGUGGUUUCUAGUAAUUUGCAUAGAGUUUUGACAAAUAUUCUUUUUUGUCAGUUCAUUAUAGAUUUAAAAAAAAAAUGUAUGAACAUUUUAGUAUCAGCGGUAACAGCCUAUGAAUGUCCAAAGUAUCACUAGACUUUAAACACUGUUCUUAGUGUUAGCUUCAUUAUAUUAUUGUUGUAAAUAUGAAUUCCUAUAAAUGUCUGUAUCCUUAAUUGUUCUUCGUGGCUCACAACGCAAUGUGACUAUCAUGUCUUGAGGUCAACAAAUAAAACGUGGGUGAUAGUUGGAGUGCACUUUUUCUUUUGUAUAUUAAUAAAAUGGUUUGAGUAUUUCUUUCCUUUAUUGUUUUUUUAAUCUAAGGAGCUUCCUGAAUGCUUAAUUUUGUGUCAGUAAUUAGCUGCCAUCCGGUGUACAUGAUUCACGUUGUCAGUUUUGGCAUGUCAACUGUCAUUGUUUGAUUUUUAGGUCCCGAUGUGUUUUGAAAUGUCCCAAUUAAGGGCUGUUUGUCUACCACUCUAUCUGUUUGUCUACCACUCUAUCUAUCUAUCUAUCUAUCUAUCUAUCUAUCUAUCUAUCUAUCUAUCUAUCUAUCUAUCUAUCUAUCUAUCUAUCUAUCUAUCUAUCUGUCUGUCUGUCUGUCUGUCUGUCUGUCCGUCUAUCUAUCUAUCUAUCUAUCUAUCUAUCUAUCUAUCUAUCUAUCUAUCUAUCUAUCUAUCUAUCUAUCAUUCAAGAUAUCUAUAUCUAUAUAUGUCAGUCAGUUUGCCUGUCUGUAAGAUCAAUCGGUUUUUCUGUUUGAAUGAUUAUAUUUUAUAAAACUUGUGAUCUUAUACCAAAGUCUAUGAAAUAACAAAUUUAUUUAAUUAAAUCAAAGAAUUUAAUUUUCUUUACAAAAUGACUUUUUUAAAACCUUAUUUUUGUCCUGCUAUUAAUUUUUAUGUUGCCAAAUGCUAAAAUUCCAAUUUUUGAGAAAUGUGUGAAAUAUCCUUAAUUUUUUGAAAAAUCUGUAUUAAUGUUUUAUUUAUUCUAUUUUUGUGUAAAUAAGAAAUGAAAA
Messenger RNA from Biomphalaria glabrata, 5070 nucleotides. RefSeq lists its product as uncharacterized. The transcript has 4 exons. Gene Ontology annotation, cellular component: nucleus. The record is from RefSeq and is a predicted model, not a curated record. Lineage: Eukaryota; Metazoa; Mollusca; Gastropoda; Planorbidae. Gene Ontology annotation, molecular function: RNA polymerase II cis-regulatory region sequence-specific DNA binding; DNA-binding transcription factor activity, RNA polymerase II-specific. Gene Ontology annotation, biological process: regulation of transcription by RNA polymerase II; anterior/posterior pattern specification. Bases 291 to 1943 code for a protein of 550 amino acids.